CAUCCAUCAGAUGUCUGUGAUCUCACACUGGACCUAAACACAGUAAACAGACGCCUCUCUCUGUCUGAGAAGAACAGAAAGGUGACAUGUUGGAGAGAGGAGCAGCCGUAUCCUGAUCACCCAGAGAGAUUUGAGGGCUAUAGACAGGUGCUUUGUAGAGAGGGUCUGACUGGGCGCUGUUACUGGGAGGCAGAGUGGAGUGGGAUAAUGGGGGCUGGUACAGGAGUGACAUAUAAAGGAAUCAGCAGGAGAGGAAGGGGUCUUGAUUGUUGUCUUGGAUACAAUGACAAGUCCUGGAGUCUGAUCUGCUCUGACAACAGUUACAUUGCCUGGCACAAUAAUAAUGACACUACCAUAGACGUCCCCUCCUCCAGCUCCCACAGAGUUGGAGUGUAUCUGGAUUGGCCAGCUGGCACUCUGUCCUUCUAUAGAGCCUCCUCUGACACACUGACCCACCUGAUCACAUUCACCUCCACAUUCACUGAGCCCCUCUAUCCAGGGUUUAGGGUUUAUGUUGACUCCUCAGUGUCCCUGUAAAUAAUAACCUGACACACACACUGGACACACACCCACACACACACACACAUUGAACAUACAUACACACACUCACAUUGCACACACACACACACACACACACUGGACUCACACACACACACACAC
Molecule: messenger RNA, 660 nt
Organism: Oncorhynchus gorbuscha (pink salmon)
Lineage: Eukaryota; Metazoa; Chordata; Actinopteri; Salmoniformes; Salmonidae
Product: stonustoxin subunit beta-like
Exons: 1
Molecular function (GO): protein binding
Source: RefSeq, a predicted model, not a curated record